AUGUCAAGCAUAGAUAGGGAACUAAAACACAACAAAUAUCCGUAUCUGAUCAUGUCGAGCACUGGCUUCGAGUUCAGUCAAUCGGAGAUGCCUUUGCAGCAAGGUCCAAGAGAUUUACGAGACAAGGGUUUCCAAUCUCAUCUUUUAAGCUGGGAAUACGUUACCCUGAGAACGGCAGCAGAUGGCACAGAGUUCCUUGAACUGAAUAGGCGCCCGACCAGAACAAGGUCAGGGGGUGACAUUUCAAACAUCAGGAAAGUUCCACCUAGACUGUAUGCCACACAAGACGACAGAUGCCCCAUCGCAGCCUACAUGUUGUUUGCCUCUAAGCGGCCCAAAAAAGUACUCAAAGCAGAGGCUGAGGUAAAUAAUAAACAACUAUUGAUCCGUCGGGCUGCCCAAGAAUAUGGCAUUCCAUACAACACCCUGCGAGAUAGGGUCAAUGGUCGGAUUGACAGUGACAAUUAUGGAAAGGAGACGAUGUUCUCAUCGGAGGAAGAGUUGGGGUUAGUUGAGCAUGCUGAAAAUUCUGCUAGACUAGGCUACGGCUACUCAAACACCAGCAUGCAAAGAUUAGCCGGCGAACUUGCCUACACGUUGGGAAAGCGGCCGUCGGAUAAGCCGCUCAGCAACUGCUGGCUCUACAGCUUCUUGCAGCGAUGGGGUGACAGAGUGUCUUCAUUAAAACCUUCAUCCCUCGAGACAACCAGGGCAAAAGCCACCACUCCCGAACAUAUUGGGGCAUAUUUUGAGAACAUAGAGAAGGCGGUAGCUCUGCACAUGCUCCAAGAUAGGCCAGAACUCAUUUACAACAUGGACGAAACAGGCAUAAGCCCCGAACACCGCCCCCCUAAUAUUUUAGCACCGACAAAAGAAAAGGCCCAUGCUGUGACCUCACCACGUUCCGCUACAACAACAGUGAUUGCUGCUGCUAAUGCUGCUGGAGCCUGUAUACCCCCAUAUUUCGUGUUUAAAGGUAAGAGAUACAACGAAGAGCUGAUGGAAGGCGCGACACCGGGCGCACGGGCUACAAUGUCGGAUUCCGGAUGGUCAACGACAGACGUUUUUAAGGACUGCCUUGAAAACCAUUUCCUUAAGUACGCAGCCAGAACAGACGAAAACCAGCCAAUCUUACUUCUUUUAGACGGCCACACUACCCAUACGACACCAGAACUGACCAGAUGGGCGAGGGUCUAA
Molecule: messenger RNA, 1197 nt
Organism: Dreissena polymorpha
Lineage: Eukaryota; Metazoa; Mollusca; Bivalvia; Myida; Dreissenidae
Exons: 4
Coding region: 1-1197 (398 amino acids)
Cellular component (GO): nucleus
Molecular function (GO): DNA binding
Source: RefSeq, a predicted model, not a curated record